AAACAAAAAGACUGAAUUUUUUAAUAAUUUCUCUCAAAUGGUUCCUUAAAAAAAAUUCUUUAACUAUCCAAAUUACUUUCACUGUUCUCUCGAUUCUGCUUAUCAAAAUUUUCUUCUUGCGAGUUUUUGUUCUGUUCAUCAAUUAUCAAAGAGAAAACCCCAACUUCGGAGGCUUUCUCUUUCCCAUUUGAAGUCUCGAAUUCAUCUAAUUAACAGAGAAGGGAGAUACAAAUUCGCCUUUUUGUGUGUGAUCAGUUCAAGUGGGAGAACAACGAUCGUAUUAGCUACUGGAAACUCAUUACCACUCAAAGAAUCAUCUUCCGGGGACGGGACUCGAAAUCAUCAUCUUCCGAUCAAUGUCACAACAGCUCGACGACGAUCGCCAAUGAGAUUAAAAUCCUCACCGUUGAUUCUGACACCUGGAGCCAGCGCUCUCUUCUCCACACGUGAGCUCAAGUGUUUCCAACCGUUGAUCCUCUCUCGACUCCGCGUCGUUACCAGAGAGGAUAAACAGAGGAAUGGGAAAGUCUGGGUCUUGCGGAGGAAGAGGAACACCGUCUGCUGCGUUUCGCCUUCACCGACGACGACGACGGUUGUUGAUGAUGAAGUGGCGGUUAGACGGGGUUUGGCAAUGAGGCGGGUUUUGGAGGAUAACGGUGGCGAUGGGAGCUCCGUUAGAGAUUUCUCCUUCUUCACCACCAAGAGAGGUGACACCCUGUUUACUCAGUCGUGGACACGUGUUGGCUCCGUUAAGAACAGGGGGGUUGUUAUUCUACUUCAUGGUCUGAACGAGCACAGUGGCAGGUAUAGUGAUUUUGCAAAGCAGUUAAAUGUUAAUGGAUUCAAGGUCUAUGGAAUAGACUGGAUCGGUCACGGUGGAAGCGAUGGGCUUCAUGCUUAUGUGCCUUCUCUUGAUUAUGCUGUCACUGAUUUGAACUCGUUUCUUGAGAAGGUAAUCGCAGAAAACCCGGGACUGCCCUGUUUUUGCGUUGGUCACUCAACAGGAGGAGCCAUCAUCUUAAAGGCUAUGCUAGAUCCAAAGAUCGAAGCUCAAGUUUCAGGCAUUGUGUUAACUUCACCAGCAGUUGGAGUCCAACCAUCUCACCCCGUCUUUUGGGUAAUUGCACCAUUCCUCGCGUUCCUCAUCCCAAGGUACCAGUUGAGCGCUGCUAAAAAGAAAAUAAUGCCUGUUUCUCGCGACCCGGAAGCUCUCCUGGCUAAAUACUCCGACCCGUUAGUCUACACAGGGUUUAUCAGAGCCAGAACCGGUUACGAGAUCCUCAGACUUGGCUCUCAUCUGCUGGGGAACCUUAACAGAAUCAAGGUCCCUUUUCUUGUGCUCCACGGGACGGCUGAUACGGUUACUGAUCCUAAAGCUACUCAGAGACUGUACGAUGAAGCUUCCUCGUCCGACAAGUCGAUCAAGCUGUUUGAUGGGUUGUUGCAUGAUCUGCUCUUUGAACCGGAACGAGGAAUUAUCGCUGGAGUCAUAUUGGAUUGGCUAAACCGGCGGGUUUAAAUUUAUCAAACCAAAUUUAGUUGUUGUAUUAAUUAUGUGUUUAUAUACGAUUUGUCAACCCUAGCCCCCUAGGCAUUGCCUUUCUCUCUUGCGCCGCUGUGAUUGUUGGUUUGAGUUAUCUUUUAGUUUUUUGUUCUCUGUGUGA
Molecule: messenger RNA, 1664 nt
Organism: Raphanus sativus (radish)
Lineage: Eukaryota; Viridiplantae; Streptophyta; Magnoliopsida; Brassicales; Brassicaceae
Exons: 7
Coding region: 386-1519 (377 amino acids)
Cellular component (GO): membrane
Molecular function (GO): lipase activity
Source: RefSeq, a predicted model, not a curated record